This is a messenger RNA of Fusarium pseudograminearum CS3096, 228 nucleotides long. RefSeq lists its product as uncharacterized. The transcript has a single exon. Lineage: Eukaryota; Fungi; Ascomycota; Sordariomycetes; Hypocreales; Nectriaceae. The coding region runs from base 1 to 228 and encodes 75 amino acids. The record is from RefSeq and is a predicted model, not a curated record.
AUGGCUCAACCUACCUCCUCUAACCCCAAGCCCCGUGGUCCAGCGACAGUGUUGAAGCCAUGUGCUGUCAAGAUUGGUGAAGAGUUCUUCGGUGGACAAAAGUUCGGCGUCUCAGAUAUCGAGACAAAGUUCACCACUCAGCGAACGGCGACCCUAGACCAGUAUUUGGGGCUCUUUAUCGACUUCCCUCUUGCCACUUCGAACGAGAUGAGGGAACUGCCAAGAUAG